GUGUUAUUGUCUAGGUUUGUUUUUUUCCCUUCAGUUCUGAAUACACUUAAGCUUUGUUUAUUAACAGAAAUUGGUCCAACUGUCGAAGAGUUGGCUCUGUCACCUUGCAAGUUAAUACACUAACAAGUAUUAAAACAACUGGGCUGGGCUGUUUUAAAUUAUUUUUGGCACUUAAGAAACCACAAAAACUUUGAUUACGAAGAUGACGACGAAACAAUCAAUCAAUGUUGAUUUACAAGUCGAAGAUUAGAUUAGAUAUGUUUGAGCUAUUUGGGAACUAGUCUUUUUAGGCAAGUGACUCGCCACAACGACAUUUUGAAUCAAUGGCGUUGAGAUUAAAGUUUCGACUAAUAAGAACUUUUGUAAUCACAACGAGUGGGUUGAUAGUUUACACUCUUGCAGAUAAGUUUUAUGAGCCUGUUCUAAAACCCGCACUUCAACUUUUGGACCCCGAAUCAGCCCAUGACUUUGCCAUUUUUGCCGCAAAACAUGGCCUCGUUCCGAAGGAUAAAGGAAAGGAUUGGUCCGGUCUUGCUUGCGAAGUGUGGGGAAGACAAUUCGAAAAUCCUAUCGGUCUAGCAGCAGGAUUCGAUAAACAUGGAGAUUGUGUCGAUGCCAUGUUAUCAGCUGGGUUUGGAUUUGUGGAAGUUGGUUCAGUAACACCUGAACCACAAGAAGGAAACCCCAAACCUCGAAUAUUUCGACUAGAAAAAGACCGAGCAGUCAUUAAUCGAUGUGGUUUUAACUCAGUUGGAAGUAGUGUGGUUUCCGAAAGAUUGCGAAAACGUCUCGUCCAUAUUCACGCCGCACAACCGGGCGUUGUUGGUGUUAAUUUAGGAAAAAACAAGGAUACAGAAGACGCCAAGUUGGAUUAUGAAAAAGGUGUGGUGGCUUUCGCAGAUAUUGCUGAUUACUUGGUUAUCAAUAUUUCCUCGCCGAAUACUCCUAGUCUUCGAAACCUCCAACAGAAGAAUCAACUGGCUGAUUUGUUGGAACAUGUCAUUGCAAUUCGAGACGCCACGUUGAAAGAACUUUCACCGAAAGGAAGGCCGCCUAUAUUGGUAAAGAUAUCUCCCGACUUGACGGAUGAAGAGCUAGCUGAUAUUGUGACUACCUGUAUGCGACUUUCGGUGGAUGGAAUUGUUAUUUCCAACACAACUAUUCAGAGACCUCAUGGCUUAUUGGAACAACAAGUGGCAAUGCAGGAGGGUGGUCUGAGUGGUCCUCCUUUAAAAAAUAUUUCCACCUCGAUUAUUCAAAAGGUUUAUCGGAUGACAAAUGGAAGACUGGUUAUCGUUGGCGUUGGAGGUGUAUCCUCCGCUGAAGACGCUUAUGACAAGAUAAGAGCGGGUGCUUCCUUAAUCGAACUAUACACUGCAUUGGCCUAUGAAGGUCCUGCACUUAUUCGGAAAAUCAAAAUUGGACUUUCUGAAUUGUUACAAAGGGAUGGCUUUCAGUCUGUUCAAGAAGCAAUUGGCAAAGAUGUUUUUGUUUCUACUUCGCAAGAUGGAAUGAGGAAUUAAUCGAUAUUCAUCUUGGAUGCCGAUGAAAUCUUUUGAUUCAAAAAUGAAACCAUUCCAGCCCGUUCUACUAUAGUUGCACAUAUAACUAGUUUGAAGUAUAUUGGAGAAUUCUCUUGAAGAGUAAAAUUUUUGUAUCCUUC
This is a messenger RNA of Galdieria sulphuraria, 1663 nucleotides long. Its product is annotated as dihydroorotate oxidase. The transcript is spliced from 6 exons. Gene Ontology annotation, biological process: pyrimidine ribonucleotide biosynthetic process; 'de novo' pyrimidine nucleobase biosynthetic process. The record is from RefSeq and is a predicted model, not a curated record. Bases 324 to 1523 code for a protein of 399 amino acids. Lineage: Eukaryota; Rhodophyta; Bangiophyceae; Galdieriales; Galdieriaceae. Gene Ontology annotation, molecular function: dihydroorotate dehydrogenase activity. Gene Ontology annotation, cellular component: cytoplasm; mitochondrial inner membrane.